AUGCCCAUCAUCCGCAAUUUCACCCUCCCGGGCUCUGCACAGCUCCUCGAGCUGCCUGCGGCCCCUAGCGCCAAGCUCUUCCUUGCAUUCGUCUCCGGAGACGACCCCAUCACCAAACAAGCAUGGUGCCCUGACGUUCGUGCCGCGCUGCCGCACAUCGAUGCCGCGUUUACGGCGGCCGACGCGCCGACAGUAGCGAUUGUCCCCGUGGGACAGAAACCGGAAGAUCCCAAUAAUAUCUACCGCACGCAGUGGAAGGUCAACAAUGUUCCGGCACUGGUGCGUUAUCAGCUGGUCAACGGCCAUGUCUCGGAGGCCGGACGGUUGAUUGAGGCAGAGAUCUUGGAUAACGCGAAGCUACGGGCUUUCCUCGCUUGA
Molecule: messenger RNA, 378 nt
Organism: Penicillium canariense
Lineage: Eukaryota; Fungi; Ascomycota; Eurotiomycetes; Eurotiales; Aspergillaceae
Exons: 2
Coding region: 1-378 (125 amino acids)
Cellular component (GO): cytosol
Molecular function (GO): protein-disulfide reductase [NAD(P)H] activity
Source: RefSeq, a predicted model, not a curated record